This is a messenger RNA of Drosophila santomea, 373 nucleotides long. RefSeq lists its product as uncharacterized. The transcript has 2 exons. NCBI's taxonomy places the organism in Eukaryota, Metazoa, Arthropoda, Insecta, Diptera, Drosophilidae. The record is from RefSeq and is a predicted model, not a curated record. The coding region runs from base 194 to 373 and encodes 59 amino acids.
CUCAGUACUUAAUGAAGCGGAUGUGAGGAUUUGCUGGCACAAACAAAUUCAGCGCAAAUCAAAAAGUUAAGCAUUCGGGGGAAAGUUUUCAGCGAGAGUUGCUUGACAAGUUAAUGGUGUUAUACCCUGCGGGGCGUGCCCAUCGACAUCGAUUUGGACUGUUUCGAGAGCUGGGGAAAAUGUUUCAAAAUUGAUGUUCACCUUCUGCCAUGUUUGCCAACCCUCCGUGGAAGUCGGGGGACUCCUCCUAAUGACUCGGAAUAUGUUUUGCUGUAUUUGUAGCAUUAACAUUCCUUCGCAGCCGAAAAUGUCUUCAGAACACAUAGUGGAUGUUGCGCAAACAGGCUUAAGUAGAACUCAUCCGAGUACGUAG